GAUUUUGUAAUUUGUCAUAUUAUGUUUCCCAACAGUAAGAGCAUUGAUAUGUCUUCUGUAUGACUGCAGUGAUGACUUGUACUAAUGUUGAAAUGAUAGUCGCUACAACUUUGGAAAACAGUCCUUCUCCAGGCAAUUCUUGCCAGUAUGAUUAGACUUAGAUAUCAAAAUGUCCCUCAAUGUUUAUUUGUUAUUUAGUAUAAAUUUAUUUGUCAAAUUUACUGAUGAUGUUAUUCUUUCUUCUUUUAUGACCAGUGAAGUUGUAAGCAACAUGACAACUUUCAAAGUCCAAAGUCCAAAUGUCCAUUACACUGCAGACUUCAUAGAAAGCAUUUACACUUAUGAAACAACUCAAGUGGACUGCAGCUCAACAGGUUCUUAUGUUGCUAGGCCAGUUGAGACACAGUACACAUUCCGUACUGAAAGGCAGGUUCCGAAGGUUGGAUGCAUGUUGGUUGGUUGGGGAGGUAACAAUGGAUCUACGAUCACAGCAGCAGUGCUGGCAAACAAGUUGGGUUUAUCUUGGGAUACAAAACAAGGCGUCAAGGUUUGCACAUUAAUUUUCUGUACUUUGUUGAUUCUGUUUGGUUAAGGCACCAAACAGAAAAAUUCUGUUGUUCUGCAGUGCUACUUGCCACCAGGAGUAGAGAUGGCUGGCAAAAAACCAUCCAAAUGUGACAAGAACGAAAAAGUAUCACAUGAGGCACAGCCAACUAUGUCACUGAUGUCUUCCAUGAUCAAUUAAUGAACAGACCACAUCAACAUGAAAUCUGUUUGUUUUAUUUUAAUAAAUAAGCCAAAAACUGUCAAUGAUGUGUCUGCCCUUGGUUAGAUCAUUGAUAAGAACCAAUCAAACUGUGUGCAUUAUUCAGCUUACCACAUAAUGCAUAAAUGUACAUUUUCCACUACAGAAAGCAAACUAUGUUGGUUCUCUGACCCAGUCCUCUACCAUAUGCCUUGGCACAGGACCUGAUGGUGAUGUAUACAUACCACUGAAAGAUAUUCUUCCCAUGGUUCAUCCUAAUGAUAUUAUAUUUGAUGGUGAGUGAUUUUUGGGUGGUUUAUCAUAUGAAAUAGGACAGGCUUCAGAGUUGUGACUUGGUUCAGCCAGGAGGUCAUUAUAUAGAAUAGAAAAACCUGACAUAAAUCUAAUUUAGUGACUUUGUUAUAGAACAAAAAAAAAAUAGCAAAAAGCCAACCAGGAAAUUGAUAUAUGCCCUGCAACUGAACAACUUUUCACAGAAUUUCCUCUGAAAAAUUCCUUCAAACUUCUAGAGAUUAUCAGAUGUUACUUGGAGAUUUCAAGUAAUGCUACUCCAUCACAAAGUUACCCCUAAGCUUUUCAUUAAGCUCCCCUGAUAAUUUGCUGGUGCCAUUUAAAUAUAUUCCUGGGUGGAGAGAAGCACUUUAAAAGUAAAGCAUUUUGCCCAGGAACACAACACAGUGACCAGGCCAGGUUUGGAACCCAGACCUCUCAACCCAGAGUUCAGCUCACUAACCACUCAUGGCCACUGCAUCUGUGUCUAUGUCAAUAUGUGUUUGACCUACAAUGCUUUUGUUUCAAUAUUAGGAUGGGACAUCUCAUCACUCAAUAUAGCUGAUGCCACUGAAAGAGCAGAGGUUUUAGAUUAUGGAUUACAGAGACAGCUGAGACCCUACCUGGAAAAAAUGACACCACGUCGUUCCAUUUACUGCCCUGAUUUUAUAGCAGCAAAUCAAGUGGAUCGUGCUGACAACAUUUUGUCAGGUAGCAAGCAGGAGAUGAUGGAGCAGAUAAGAGAGGACAUACGCGAUUUUAAGCAGAAGAAUAAUCUCGACAAGGUUGGAUUUAAAACAGAAUUCUGAUCUGAUCAAAUACAUACAGAGCCACAAGCAUUAAUAAUAAAGAAUAGAGUUAAACAUUAACCCUUUAACUCCCAAGAUCUGACUGUUAAUUCUCUCCUCUAGCUGCUACACAUUUCCUUGCAAAUUGGUUACAAGAAUUUGAUGUUCAAUCAAGAUAAUAUCUUGUACCUGAUAAAUUUGAGUAAUCUCACUACCAGUUUGCUGGAUAAUGUAUGGAUAAACUAUGAGGAGAAGUUACAUGUUAAUCACCUCUGGGAAUUUAGCAUUAAGAAUAAAAAAUGAAGUUAGUGAUUUUUACCUUUUUAUUGAGUUGUGAUUUAAACCUCAAUUUGACACUUGCGAUCUUUCUGUUCCAUUUCCUUUUGCUGGAAAUAGGAGUUAUCUACUAGAGGGGUAAAAUUGAAUAACAUGUUUAUCUCCAGGUAGACAAAAAUUACUUUCCUCGAGCAAAAGGCUUUAAGUGUCAACAAGAUAAAUGUGUUACAUUAACUUUUUUAGGUUAUUGUCUUAUGGACGGCAAAUACUGAGAGAUUCUGUGAUGUCAGUGACGGUCUGAAUGACACAGCUGAAAAUCUGUUGAAGUCCAUAGCAAAGAAUGAAGAGGAAGUUUCUCCAUCAACCAUCUUUGCCGUUGCAAGCAUCUUAGAGAAGGUAUUGAUUGUCUCUGAUUUGUGUUACACUUUAUGCAUGGAAACUAAUUUUGUAAUGCUUUGUUUGAAGCAGUCUGUUUCUCCAAAGUCAUUUCCCUUACAUCCUGUGAACAACACCCACAGAAGAUAGCUCAAAAUUUACUUUCUUUGUUAUUUUACUUAUGCAGAUGAUACUUUCAACAUUGCUGAUCUCAGUCCUCAGAUUUCUAUUUUUGCUCUCUCACUUAAAGAUGACUUAUGUAUCACUGCAUCUGUUAUACUUGCAUCAAGAAUACUGACUCUUUAAUUUGCCAAUAGGGUAAAGCUUGAUGUGCUGAAAUGUUUAAUUUUGCAGUGCUCAUACAUUAAUGGUUCGCCCCAGAACACAAAUGUUCCAGGAGUUGUGGAACUUGCCAAAAAGCAUGGAACCUUUAUUGGAGGUGAUGACUUCAAAUCUGGACAAACGAAAAUGAAAUCUGUCCUUGUGGAUUUUUUAGUCAGUGCUGGUUUGAAGGUAUGCAAGUCAACGUGCAGUUGAAUGUUAAAAUAUUUUGAUAUACAUUUCAACCAUUUGCUUAUAUUUAGUGCUUCUCUUGACCAUUCUUUUGAUGAGCUGUCAGCCUGUAAGUUUUUAAUUAUUGGUAUUAGAGGGACUGGUUCGUAGAGGGUGCAUGUUCUUCUACAGAUGAGCUGAGAUUUAAGUGAGAUUUUAGUUUUCUAUUAUUGGUAUUAGUGGGACUGGUCUGUAGAAAAUGCAUGCUCUCCCACACAUGAGCUGAGAUUUAAACAAGAUUUUUUCAUCCACAGCCUGUUUCUAUUGUCAGCUACAACCAUCUUGGAAAUAAUGAUGGAAAAAACCUGUCUGCACCUAAACAGUUCAGAUCAAAAGAGGUAUGUAUGGGUGGUUCCACAUUAACCUCGACUUCAAUGCUGAUGAUGAAAACUAGGAAAUUGUUUAUUAAAUUCUUUAUGGAGCAUGUUAUUUUAUCACCAGUUUAUUUGAGGCACAUACACCUGAACAUGUAGUUUGUGGUGAAGAUUAGAAAAAGAAAAAAAAAAACGUCAAAAAAAAAAAGUCCUGCGUUUUGCUUGCUCUGUCCUUGCUUCUAUCCACUAGUUGGGUGACUGGAAAUGGCUUCCAUUUCUAACAGGUUAUUGCUGACUGGGUAGAUGCUUUUGUGGGGACUUAGCACUGUGAUGAUAAACACUAAUUAAAUUAAUAGGGCGAUGUUUCACACGAAAGUGUACUAGCGAUAAAUAAAUUUUAUACCUGCACAAAUUUGAUUAAGUUUAACUUUUCUACGUAGCGCAAAGCUUUUUUUAAUUUUUCGUUAGACUUCAACUUCCAUAUUAUUAUUUGCUUAUAAAAGCGAGUUGUACUUUAUCAGAUAUUGGGUAAAUUUGAUAUUUUGCUUAAUUAAAUCAUUAUCGUCAAAAAGGGAGUCAGUUCAAAACAGUUAUGUUUGUUUAGCGCGCGCCCUUUCUUUGUUAGUUUUUUUUUCCAUUAAGUGCGUGGACGCUUGUUGUGCGAGGAUAAUGAAACUUGAUAAAACGCCUCUCAACACUAUUAGUGCCGCUUGGACAAGUUUUAUUUUUUCGAGCGUUACUCGCGCUCCUACAAAUUAUACUGGAUUAAAUCAUUAUCGUCAAAAAGGGAGUCAGCUCAACACAGUUAUGUUUGUUUAGCGCGCGCCCUUUCUUUGCUAGUUUUUUUUUUUUUCAGUUAAGUGCGUGGACGCUUGUCGUGCGAGGAUAAUGAAACUUGAUAAAACACCGCUCAACACUAUUAGUGCCGCCUGGACAAGUUUUAUUUUUUCGAGCGUUACUCGCGCUCCUACAAAUUAUACUGGAUUAAAUCAUUAUCGUCAAAAAGGGAGUCAGUUCAACACAGUUUUGUUUGUUUAGCGCGGCGCCCUUUCUUUUUUAGUUUUUUUUUUCCAUAAGUGCGCGGACGCUUGUUGUGCGAGGAUAAUGAAACUUGAUAAAACGCCGCUCAACACUAUUAGUGCCGCCUGGACAAGUUUUAUUUUUUCGAGCGUUACUCGCGCUCCUACGAAUUAUACUGGAUUAAAUCAUUAUCGUCAAAAAGGGAGUCAGUUCAAAACAGUUAUGUUUGUUUAGCGCGCGCCCUUUCUUUGUUUAAAUAAAACUGCGGCAGUCCUUCACGUUAGCGUUCGACAGGAGCGUUUUCGUAUAAACUUUUGGCGAUGUCAACGUAUGUAACUCUCAAAAUGGCUUUGCCUUUUCCCGAGUUGAAAAAGAGAAGGAAAAAAAAGACAUUUCUUAAAAAAACCUUACCAACCGUCCGACUGCGAGUCCAAUGCCUAACCGACUGUGCUAAGAGAACAUUCGAUUACACGACAUAAAUUUUAUCGUUAAAUAAACCGGCGGCACUCCUUCGCGUAAGCGUUCGACAGGAGCGUUUUCGUAUAAACUUUUGGCUAUGUCAACGUAUCUUUGGUUUUGUCUUCAAUUCUGCCGUAGCGCGAGUUUGUUCAAGGAUAUUUUACGUUUGCUAAACGGUGUUUUAAACUCAAAACAAAAAACAUGCUCUUUCUUUAAGCUGGUUAUGAAUAUGCAAGUUCUCGGGGGCUGUAUUGUUUUGAUGAAACAAAAGGCUUCUUUUGUUUCGGCUUCAUUCAAUGAAAGCCGCUACGAAAUUCAAGGUUUUUUGCAUACGUUAUUUCUCGAAAACGAAGCGCAAACCAGCGAAAAAAAAACCAAAACAGUGUAUAUCGAGUAAAACUAAGUCCACAUGCCAAAAUUCAACUACUUCUGAACACUUUCAAAAAUGGCCGAAAAAUCAAGGGGUCGUUCUUGCUCUGAGCCUUUCAAAUUGUCUUACUCAAGAAUUAUACAACACUGAGGCUUAUAGUUGGAUCAUCAUUAUAACCCUAACCUCAAUUCAAGUUUUUAUCGAGUUCUUUCACGAGAAAGAAAAACCAUCUUAAAUUUGCCCCCCUCCCAAAGUGUGGCUUGGUAGCUCAAUUGUUAGCAGCGCCCAGCUGGUAUCUGGGAGGCAUGGGUUUGAAUCCCGCCAAGGUCUGAUUUUUUAAGCUUUUUUCCUGCAAUUGCUUAAAUAACAGCUCACCUGUGGGGAUAAUUUCUGUGCUUGAAAAUAAACUGUUUCUCUCAAGAAUUACACAAUACAAUGACUCGUUAGGGCUAAAAGUUGGGUCGUUAUUAUAUACGUUAUUGUGCUAUGUUUUGUUGCUAGAUAUCCAAGAGCAAUGUAGUAGAUGAUAUGGUGGAAUCAAACAGCAUUCUCUAUGAGAAAGGAGAGAAACCUGAUCACUGUGUGGUUAUCAAGUAUGUCCCAUAUGUGGGAGAUAGCAAGCGAGCUCUGGAUGAGUACACGUCCGAGAUUUUCAUGCACGGGCUUAACACCAUCGUACUACACAACACUUGUGAGGUAUUUAAGUUACGUGGCAAAAUUGGCCAACCAAUUUAGUCAAGGUUGUCGAAACUAUAACGUAAGCGUUAAAAACUUGCGAUCGUUUAUUCGAUUGGCCGUAUUUGACUGACAGUUAAAGUGGACGGUGGGAGAGAGGGCGGGGAAAGACCCCUCUUCCAUUUCUUCCUUUGACCAUUGCUCAUCCCCUUGGUACAAAUCUCUUUCUCUCCCCAGCUUUCCACUAUUGUAAAAAUCAAAGAUGGCAGCUAUAGUUUUCACCGUGAAAAUACUGAGCGCUCGCCCUCCAAAAUGAAGGCAGGCUAAUGAAGUUACUGUGUGAAAAGAAUUUUGUCCUACUUGAAGUGGUAUUGACAACUAUUAUUUUAGAAAUUGUUCCCAAUACAGCAAGGCACAAUCAGGGUGUUAAUUAAAUGGCGAAACGACGUUUAUUAAAACUGUUCGCUUCAGAUGAUCUUGUUUUCAAACUCUCCUUUGUUUCUUUCACAGGACUCUCUACUUGCGGCACCGAUCAUUUUGGACCUGGUUAUCCUGUGCGAGGUCUGUGAGCGAAUCAAGUUUAAAGUGGGAGACGACCCAGAAUUCCAGUCGUUCAACCCAGUCUUAUCCCUUCUUAGUUACCUCCUAAAGGCUCCACUAGUUCCCAGUGGCACUCCUGUCGUCAACGCCCUGUUUAAGCAAAGAAGCUGCAUCGAAAACAUUUUCAGGUGAGCUGGUUUUGCACCAGUUUUUCACGCGUUUAACAAAUGACACUUGAUAUUCACGAGGAUCACGCGUUCUCAAGAGAGAUCGCUUGUCCUGGGGUCUGGGGCCUGGUGCCACACGUGAUUUUCCAUAUGUCGUGCGAGGAUCAUGUGUCAAACUGGCUCUGGAAACCUUGAGUAACCUUUCGUGCAGAACAUCAAAGUGCGAUCCUAUUUUGUGAUAUUCCAUCAGUCACAGUCAAAAGAUAAAAUAUAAUUUUUUUUCCUUUUUGUGUUUCUCUUUAGUGAAAUGAAGAACAUGUCGAUAUCUGCUUGUUUCGUAACAUUGUUUUAUGUCUCGUACAAUCCAGGCCUACAAUCUUAGCUUUUACCGGCGGAAUUUUCAGUGUGGUCACUACUUUUCUAGUUCGUCAUUUAUGAAAUUGCCCAAAAUUUCGCAGAAUAAUCCCUUAAAAUCACUGCUGGAAAGCCGUCGAUAUUGUAGCAGAAUUUGACAGAAGGUCAUAAAAUUUGUUUCAGGGCGUGCGUCGGUUUGAAACCCCAAAAUCACAUGACACUGGAACACAAACUUUCAAGAGAAGUUGACCAGCCGCUGCAGCAAAAUGGAAUCGUAUUCAAUCAUCUGGAUAAACGGAAACUUUCAAGGGAAGUUCACCAACCGCUAAGGCAAAAUGGAGUCGCUGAUAAUCAUCUGGAAAACGGAAUGAAAAAGAAUGGUUAUGUCAAUGGGGAAACAAAGGACUUGAAACGCAUGAAUGGAGAUUUAACACAAGUGGGAGAAAUCAAAAUCAAAAGGUCACGUGCUCGCUGAUCCGAAUUGAUGAGUAAAGUUUUUCAAAAAUGAAGUUCUUUACUUAAGGAUUUCUUAUCCAUUUGAUUUGUGAUAGUUAUGACUUUCACAUUUGUUCUUUAAAACUUUAAACUGCAAAGUUAAACUACAAAAGAAGUUAAGUUUUGUUUAAAAAAAAAAAACGAAAAACUACCUUUGUGCCCCAGGGAAGUUAUUUUUGUGUUAAAAAAUAUUUUAGUAUAUAAUUGCUUGGUCAAGUUAUUUUUGACAUUUCUUUAAUGGCUUUGGGGUUGAAAGCCCUUUGUGUGAUUGUCUAAAGAACAAAUUAUUUAAAUAGGAGGACAUGCUAUUAUCUUACACUAGUUUGGUGUCUGGAAUGGGGUUACUUUCAAGACGGUAUUGCUGUCUCGUCAUGCGAUUAAAACAGCGUGAGUACCAACUUAAAAGAACGUUCUAUGGCAGGUAAAUAAUUUAUGUUGGGAAAAUGUUUUUAAAAGAUGUAAAAACUCAGCACUAUUAAUUAUUGGAAAAAUAUAUUCUAUUUGUCAAAUAAUAUUUUAUACGACCUGUUAUUCAAUACGAGUCAGGAUCGUGUGAUGGUCAAACUAAAAGAUUAUGUUAUAAGUAUACUUGUCUCAAACUGAUUUGUUCCUGCUGUUUCCGUGUAAUUUUUUCAAGCGAUUGAUUUCCUUCUUAACCUUUUAACUCGGAAGAUCUGAUUUUAAAUUCUCCCUUCUAGCUGUUGUUAGUCUAGAGAACAACUUCUACCUGAUAAUUUUUAGUAUUUCCAUUAUCUGUUAGCUGGAUAACGUUUGGAUAGUAUAGGUAGAAGUUAAAUGUUAUUAACUUCUGAGUAAGCCGUAUGUCAUUAGGACAGGUCACCGCAUGAGCAACAAAUAAGAUUCUUCCACUCGUCCAUUAAGAAUAGUUUUUAGGAAGCUAUAUUUUUUUCAAUUCGUGCCUUCGUAUAAUUGAAUGGUUUGUACACGAUAAGUCAAAUGGUAAACACGCGGGGUAGCACUCGCAAGUAACCGAGCUUAUUACGUAGGUACCUCUAAACUAAAGCAGUACGCUCUACAGCUGUUUAUGCUUUGCGGGCCUAUUACUUGUUCCCGCUACGCAAUUAAUAUUUGAGAUGGUAAUGUAAGAAUUAUUCGCGCUUUACUAAUGCCGAUGUUGCGCUUGGUUCUCUUUUAGGUGUUGAUCUUAUCAACCUUUAAACAUUAGUUUUGUAUGUAAGAUUUGGGUAUUUGGCUAAUGGCCUUGCAAAAAUAACUAAUUUCGUCGUGUUCUUAACCAAACUUCUGGACAUUGGAGAUAGGUUGUAAUUUGUCUAUUGAUAGAAAACCCAAAUUAAUUCAGUCUUGCUUUUGGAAGUAAAAGCAACCGUUAGAAAUUGUGGAUUUUUGCUUACGUUCAUUGUAAUGAGUGGUUUGAUCAGUCGAUGCUUAAACAAAAUCUGUUGAACGUGCACUUUAUAGGGAAUGAUCAGAAAAUUUGUAACUGAAGUUGUUAUUUCUGUUAGAAAUUGUGGAUUUUUCUUACGUUCAUUGUAAUGAAUGGUUUGAUCAGUCGAUGCUUAAACGAAAUCUGUUUAACUUGCACCUUAUAGGGAAUCAUUAAAAAAUUUGAAACUGAAGUUGUUAUUUCUGUUAAUUUACUGUUUUUUUUGUUUCAGUUUCUAUUAUUCCUGUUCUGCUUUCCAAACAAGGAAGAUAAAAGAUUAAGCUAUUUAUUACGAUUCUUACAAGUUACGUCAAUCUUUAAGCACAGGGCACCCAAGGCACAUGACUACCAACACAAGUCGCGUAAUACAGUGACCGCGUGACAUAAUAACGUUACACUAUUCGUCAAAAUCUGACCCCGCACGGUCAAUCUGAUUAAAGAAAAAGUUGUUUGUUUAGCUUUGACACUAACCAUUUGUAAUAAGCGCUUCACUUGUUCACCUUGUGAACAAGGGGAAUUUGUUUAACAAUGAAGAGCUUCUUUAGCUGGAUGAUUUCCUUUAAGCACCUGGCCUUAAUAUGUGAUUCAGGGCCGGGUCAUGAGGGGACUCAAAUCGUCUGCACUGUUAGUACAUAUCAAGCUCUGUAGGUGAUUUAAUCCCAUUUUAAUCCCAUCCGAUCUCACAAUUUACGAAAACU
This is a messenger RNA of Pocillopora meandrina, 9524 nucleotides long. Lineage: Eukaryota; Metazoa; Cnidaria; Anthozoa; Scleractinia; Pocilloporidae. The record is from the annotation of a GenBank genome assembly.